CUGCAACCUUCUACACGUUAUUUCGCGGUGACGAGGUGGAUUGUAUGCGUCGAUACGGAGCAACAUUCAUUUCGCCACGUUUGAUUUUAACGUAUUUUUGGAAGUAUUUUUUUUUGCCUGUUUGUGUGAGCGCACUUCGAUGGUGGGAGAAAGAAACCCACAGAAUAAGUUUGUGUGCAUCGUUACCUUCCCACCCCCCCAAUCAGAGAAAUGAAGACUUCAGUGAAGAUGGUUUGGGGAUAGAUUUAUGGCAUUCGACUUGGAAUUGGAACGGAUCAAGGUGAGAAAAAAAUAUAAGGAGGUGACUGUUCUUUACUGACUUUACGCUCAAACGGAUGGUAAAAGCCACUAUGCGCCUGUUGGGCACAUCGUGCUGGUGUCAAGGUGAAGGAAUGAAUGCACUGAUGUCUGCUGUGAUGCACUUACUUUUACUAGUUGCUGUCAUACUGUCCUGCCAAGGCUGCCCAGACAAAUGCACAUGCUCCAUGCAAACUGUGAAAUGCCAAAAUAAGGACUUGGGCGUGAUUCCACUUCCCAUACCUGUCAAUACUACAUUUCUGUGGAUCACAGGAAACAACAUUUCCAACAUCAGUGAGGACUCUUUUCCAACCCGCUUGGAAUUAUUAACAGAUCUUUAUCUCAGCGGCAAUGAGAUGGAAGCUGUGGAGGAAAUGGUAUUUCAUAACUUGCCAAACCUUGAGCGACUGGACCUGAGCAACAAUAACAUCCAAAUGUUCAGUGAAAAAGCGUUUCCGGAUGAGAGUAAAUUGCAGGUUUUAAACCUGAGUAGAUCUUUUCACAAUCAUUCCUCUGUGAGCGAGGUCCUAAAUAUCCUACAGAGCGGAAACCUCCUCCAGCUUACCGUCUUGGACCUGUCCGACAACGACCUUGUGCUUCUGCCAGAUGGUAUCUUCACAAGCCUGUCGAAUUUGGUCAACGUCAACCUGCAGAACAGCUCCAUCAUCUCCAUCUCAAGUGGGAUACUGAAGGUGCCGCCACUGCGUGAACUUGACCUGAGGGACAACAGUCUCAGGAAUCUCCCUACCAACACGCUGACUGAGUUCAACCUAAAGUCAGACCUUCGUGUUCGCUUAGCGGGGAACCCAUGGCGCUGUGACUGUUUCAUUGUGGACAUGUUGGUGUGGCUGAAGAACUCCACUCAGGUCACUGACAUGAAGAGCCUCACAUGUGCAGACCCUGCACGUCUGAGCCGCCGGCCGCUGGUACAGGUGGAGCAGUCCCAGCUGAAGUGUUCAGGCAACAUGGAGGGCGUGUUGGAGACCUCGUAUGUUUUUCUGGGAUUGGUAUUAGCACUGAUUGGCGUCAUAUUCCUCUUGGUGCUCUACUUGAACAGGAAAGGCAUCAAGCGGUGGAUGUACAACAUCCGGGAUGCUUGUAGGGACCACAUGGAGGGAUACCAUUACAGGUAUGAAAUAAACUCUGACCCACGUUUGGCCAACCUGAGCAUCAAUUCAGACGUGUGAGCGAGGAGGGGUUGUUGUCGGGGACCCCAGUGAGACAUUUAUGACUUUAUACUAUCAGAAAUUUGCAUGAGCGUCUUCCUGCCGCCUCUGUCUCGGUUCCUGAUUAACCGUUUCAUCACUUCGCCUUCUCUGCUACUGCUGCAUGUUGUGUACCUGGAAGCUCUGAUAAAUUGCCUAUGCUCGUUUUCCCAUGUGCAUGAUCAUUGCAUGGACAAUCAAUCAUGAUGACGGGAUGAAAAGAGCGUGAUGCUCCAUGUUUAUUUUACCUGAAGGACAAACGGGUGGAAAGCAUUGACUUUUACGAAAGACAUGGAAGAACACCUGGUUAAUCCAUGUACUGCUGAUCAUUGCAUCCUUCUUCGGAAGCUUCUGCUGAAGAUAAAUGCUAUAUAGCUUGUCUGUGAUUUUUUUUUUUAAAUAUGUGAUAACUAUAUAGCUAUUUGGAUGUCUUUGUAUGAUUAUAGUGCACAUUGCAUACUUUAUGGAUUUAGCAGAUAGAUGUGACUCAUCAAUAAAAUGCCUCUGAAUUGCUUGUAUCCACCUUGACUGAGAGCCUUUCAAUCAUAGAUCUGAGUGAUGUUCAGAGGGGGAGGAGUUUAUGUAUUAAGCACAACCACAAUCCAAAUGACAGCUAGUGAUAGUAGUAAUUCCAAUGCAAUUUAUUUGAAUUUUCGAACACUGUCGUCAAGUCUGAUGGGCAGAAAAAGUGUGAGAUCUGUUUAUUUGGAUCACAGAUGUUUUUAUUUUAUUUAUUAAAAUGUAUUGAUUACACUUUAUAUAUGUUUUAUGAUUUAUU
This is a messenger RNA of Dunckerocampus dactyliophorus (ringed pipefish), 2280 nucleotides long. RefSeq names its product trophoblast glycoprotein b (gene tpbg). Gene Ontology annotation, cellular component: plasma membrane. The transcript has a single exon. Lineage: Eukaryota; Metazoa; Chordata; Actinopteri; Syngnathiformes; Syngnathidae. The record is from RefSeq and is a predicted model, not a curated record. The coding region runs from base 336 to 1484 and encodes 382 amino acids. Gene Ontology annotation, biological process: negative regulation of canonical Wnt signaling pathway. Gene Ontology annotation, molecular function: protein binding.